Molecule: messenger RNA, 1857 nt
Organism: Electrophorus electricus (electric eel)
Lineage: Eukaryota; Metazoa; Chordata; Actinopteri; Gymnotiformes; Gymnotidae
Biological process (GO): T cell extravasation; homotypic cell-cell adhesion; positive regulation of neutrophil extravasation
Cellular component (GO): plasma membrane
Source: RefSeq, a predicted model, not a curated record
AAAAGAGUUUUCUUGCACACAAUUGGAUCCCAGGCGAGUCAGUCACGACUGUGGGUGGCGGAUCAGACUCCGCGCUGGCACACCCUGGAAACUUUAUAAAACUAAAGGCUGUGUGGAAGUUGCCGACCCACUGCAUGCACGCGGCCGCGGACCUGCGAUUAUUUAGAAGUCAGAGCUGCACAACCUGGACGGUGUCCUUGCUGAACUCCGGAGCGCUUAGUUCAGUUUCAUCAGCGAUGUCAUGCUUGUGGAUUUUGUUCUUUGGCAGUCUUAUUGCGACUGGAGUGAGGACGCAAGAGGAGGACUCUGAAGGUUCAGAGGAGGCCAACAAAAACGAAAUGGCGACAGACCUGCCCCCAGUAGAGGCAGAGGGCCCAUUUCCAUCUGAGGAUGGCGGAGCUGGCGGUCCAGAAGCUACUACUGAAGCUGGCACAGCAGACACUGUACAAGCUGUUGAGGAACCGGCUGAAACAGUGUUGCCGGAAGAUGAACCCGAGGUGACUGUUUCAGAAAAAGAUCCUCUAUUAGAAAAAGAAGAGGAACCAAUAACUGAAGCCCCUGAGAUGGAUGGCACAACUGCAGAAUCAGGAAUCGUUCAAGAGGAGGCCCCCACUGUAAACCUUGAGGGUCCUGAGGGAGCAGAAUCAGAACAAACUGAAGGAGAGUCUGAUCUUUCAGAUCAAGUGAACAAUACCUCAUCACCAUCAGAGGAAGAGGCAACAAAAGCUGCAGCAGAUCUGGCCAGUGAAGGGGACGUUUCAGCUGAAAACAGCAUCGGUGGUGCAGAAAACCCAAGCGAUGGUGCAGGCAAAGUGCGCAUUGCUGGAGCCAUGGCUGGACCAAAUGAAGAGGAAUCUGAAGGUUCAGAGGAGGCCAGGCUGGGUUCAGGCAUCGUUGCUGGGGUCGUGGCCGCAAUCAUGAUGGCGAUUAUUGGCGCUGUCUCCAGCUAUUUCACUUAUCAGAAAAAGAUGCUAUGCUUCAAGGCCCAAGGACGCGAUCCCGAGAGAGCCAAAGAGGAGAACAGGACACAUAAUGACCCUCAAGCACUCAGCAGCCUCCUGAACUCAGCGUAAUCUUCAGUACAUGAUGAAAACAGUUGGAGAAGGCCACACGAUAUAAAGCCGCUGUGAAUCGGUUUACAAAAAUAGUUGGGACAAAAAUGCUAAUGGAAAUUUCAAUAAAUGAGAUCUUGAGGCGCAUUUUAGCAGUCAGAGAACUGGAAUGGUUCUCAUUUGUUCUUAGCGAGUGAGAGGGUGAGAAACACGGUGCCUGUCCAAUAUCUAAGAACACUGAUAAUUUGUGUCUGUGGAGUUUUCCAUCAGAGCAAUGGCUUUGAUAUUAUAGUUUAAAUACACUGACCACACGGGUUUCUUAUUUUCUUAUUUUGAUUUGCCUUUAAGUUGCUUUACCACCAAGACAAAGGGACCUUUUUCAUACUUACACGUCCUGCAUCUUGGAUUACAGUUUCUGGUAUUACUGUACCUGUUCGACUGUUAUAUUCUGAAUGUAAAAUGCAUACAUGAUGAAUGUGUGUGUGUGUGUGUGUGUGUGUGUGUGUGGUCCUGUGUGUCUGUGUGUGAUCACUUAGCUAGAAUUUACAUUUUGGGGGGAGGCACUUUCACUGACACUAAACUGUGUUUGUUUUCAUAUACCUUCAGUUCCUUGCUAGUACAUUUUUUUAAAACAAUCUAAUCCCCUAACAUGUUAGUUGUUACAUUUCUUCCAUUGACUGUUAACUAUUUUUGAAAAUAUGUGAUUUUACCAAAUUGAGUCCCAAGCACUUACAUUGUUUAGUUAAGAAAUUUUGUAAAUAACAAUGAAGCAUUUGAAUAAAGUGUUGGUCGUAUGUCUCUUUGA